This is a messenger RNA of Rhineura floridana, 936 nucleotides long. Its product is annotated as olfactory receptor 1B1-like. The transcript has a single exon. The record is from RefSeq and is a predicted model, not a curated record. NCBI's taxonomy places the organism in Eukaryota, Metazoa, Chordata, Lepidosauria, Squamata, Rhineuridae. The coding region runs from base 1 to 936 and encodes 311 amino acids. Gene Ontology annotation, molecular function: olfactory receptor activity; G protein-coupled receptor activity. Gene Ontology annotation, cellular component: membrane. Gene Ontology annotation, biological process: G protein-coupled receptor signaling pathway.
AUGGACUGUGAGAACGGCACAGACAUUGCUGAGUUUGUUCUUCUGGGUUUUUCUUCCCAGCCUGAAAAACAGCUCCUCUUCUUCAUUAUCUUUCUGCUGAUGUAUGUGGUGGGACUUCUGGGCAACAUCAUGAUGAUCAUUCUCAUCACUCACAACACCCGACUCCAGACUCCCAUGUACUUCCUGCUGCGUAGCCUCUCGAUGGUGGACGUGGGCUUCAUCUCAGUCACAGUGCCCCAGAUGCUGGCUCACAUAAUCUCCUCUUCCAAGACUAUCCCUUUUUACUCUUGUAUGGCUCAGUUCUUCUUCUUCUAUGUGUUUGGUGUGACUGACCUCCUCAUUGUGAGCGUUAUGGCUCUGGAUCGCUAUGUUGCCAUUUGCAAUCCUCUCCACUACACUACGGUAAUGAACCAAAAGAUCUGUGGAAAUUUGGUGGCUGGCUGCUGGAUUGUUUCUACUCUCCACUCCAUGCUCCAUGCCAGCCUCCUCCUGCGUCUCAGUUACCAUGGAGACAAUCAUCUGGCCCAUUACUUCUGUGACCAUCAGCCCCUACUACAGCUGUCCUGCUCUGAUAUCAGUAUCAAUGAAGCAGUCAUCUUCUUUGAAGGUGUAAUUGUUAUCCUUGGACCUUUUGUCUUCAUUAUCCUCACUUAUGCCCGUAUUGUGGCAGCUGUGAUGAAAUUUUCUUCCUCAGGGAGGUGCAAAGCUUUCUCUACCUGUGGCUCCCAUCUCACCAUGGUGACACUUUUCUAUGGGACCAUCAUUGGUGUCUACUUCUUGCCCACAUCUAGCUACUCAUCCCAGCGAGGGGCUGUCUUUGCUGUUGUGUACACUGUCAUCACCCCAAUGUCCAAUCCCUACAUCUACAGCCUCAGGAAUAAAGAUGUCAAAGAGGCCCUGAGAGAUCUCCUUGGAAAAAGGGUCUUUUCUCAGUAG